Messenger RNA from Aureobasidium namibiae CBS 147.97, 1014 nucleotides. RefSeq lists its product as uncharacterized. NCBI's taxonomy places the organism in Eukaryota, Fungi, Ascomycota, Dothideomycetes, Dothideales, Saccotheciaceae. Bases 1 to 1014 code for a protein of 337 amino acids. The transcript has a single exon. The record is from RefSeq and is a predicted model, not a curated record.
AUGUACUUCAACUCCAUCGCCCUCACCACCACCGCCCUGCUGGCAGGCUCCAGCAUGGCCUCUCUCCUCUGGGAUGGUCGCUUCACCAGCACUUCCGCCGCAGACAUCAGCAAAUGGUCUUGGGAAAACCAAGUCGGCGCCUACCAAUACUACAUCCACGGCUCCGGUGCCGCUACCGACUACAUCAACAUCAGCCCCGACUAUGCCAACCCCGCCGACUCCUCGUCUUCCGAGGGCGCACGUAUCACCGUCGACGGCACUUCAUCCUGGAACGGCCAAACCAUGAUGCGCACAGAACUGAUCCCAAGCACCAAAGCCGCCAUCAACAAGGGCAAAACAUACUACCACUUCAGCCUCAAACGCAGCACCGAAAACGCCCCAGACACCACCGCCGAGCACCAAAUCGCCUUUUUCGAGUCUCACUUUACAGAGCUCAAAUACGGUGUUGAUGGCAGCAAUGGAAAGCUGCAAUGGAUGACUGACGGCAAGUCUGCCUUUGACAUGGAUUUCGUGGCUGAUCAAUGGCAUAAUGUGGCCUAUGGCAUUGACUUUGACGCCGGCACUGUAGAGUUCUUCCACUCUACUGGUGGUGAUGCGUUGGUCUCUAAGGCUGGACCCAUCAAGGCUUCGGUCAGCAGCAAUGGAGCUGAUUGGCAUGUGGGUGUGCUCAAGUUUUCAAAGACAAAGGAGGAUUGGUUCUUCAGUGGUGUGUACAUUGAAGAUGGCGAGCUUACUACUGCUGUGGGGGGUGGUGCUGCAGCUCCGGCGAAGUCUUCGGCUGCCGUGAGCAAGGCUCCUGUUACCACUUCUUCCUCUUCCUCGGUUGCUGCCGUCAAGACCACUUCCUCCAAGGUCGUGUCUUCCAUUGCGACUACAGUAAAGAGCUCUGCUAGCGCUGUUCCUACUACGCUGCAGACUAGCGUCAAGGUUGUUCCUACUUCGACUGCUGCUGCCCAGCCUGCUCCCACUGCGACUUACGGUGGUAGCUGCGCUGUCGAGUACGUCUACGUCUAG